Molecule: messenger RNA, 2759 nt
Organism: Oncorhynchus mykiss (rainbow trout)
Lineage: Eukaryota; Metazoa; Chordata; Actinopteri; Salmoniformes; Salmonidae
Source: RefSeq, a predicted model, not a curated record
UGGUUUCAUCUCUGAGCCGUGAGAGGAGUUACCCCCUCCGAGGUCGUUGGGGUUCAGCAAGAAGUAACAUCAUCAAUACUUCCGGGUCACCUUCUUCUAAGGUCAUGUGGACCUCACGCCUGCUCUUCAUCUUCACCUUGUUCGCCCCCCUCACCCUUGCGGUGAGUCGAGCCCCUGUCCCCAUGGCGGUGGUCCGUAGGGAACUGUCCUGUGAGUCCUACCCCAUCGAGCUACGCUGCCCGGGCACAGACGUCAUCAUGAUUGACAGCGCCAACUACGGACGCACCGACGACAAGAUCUGUGACUCGGACCCAGCACAGAUGGAGAACACUAGAUGUUACCUGCCCGACGCAUACAAGAUCAUGUCCCUCAGGUGUAACAACCGUACCCAGUGUGUUGUGGUAGCUGGACCUGAUGUCUUCCCUGACCCCUGUCCUGGAACAUACAAAUACCUGGAGGUUCAGUACGAGUGUGUCCCCUACAAAGUGGAACAGAAAGUGUUCCUGUGUCCAGGUAUCCUACGAGGCGUGUACCAGAGUGAACACCUGUUUGAGUCCGACCACCAAUCAGGAGCCUGGUGUAAAGAUCCAUUCCAGGCCUCUGAUAAGAUUUACUACAUGCCCUGGACUCCCUACCGCACGGACACUCUCACAGAGUACUCCUCCAAGGAGGACUUCAUCGCAGGACGGCCGACGACCACGUACAAGCUGCCUCACCGCGUCGACGGGACGGGCUUCGUGGUCUACGACGGAGCUUUGUUCUUCAACAAGGAGCGGACGCGCAACAUCGUCAAGUUCGACCUCCGCACGCGGAUCAAGAGCGGCGAGGCCAUCAUCGCCAACGCCAACUACCACGACACGUCGCCGUACCGCUGGGGCGGCAAGUCGGACAUCGACCUCGCCGUCGACGAAAUGGGCCUCUGGGUUUUGUACGCCACGGAGACGAACAACGGGCGCAUCGUGGUCUCGCAGCUCAACCCUUACACGCUUCGCAUCGAGGGGUCCUGGGACACCACCUACGACAAGCGGACCGCCUCCAACGCCUUCAUGGUGUGCGGCGUUCUCUACGUGGUGAAAACCGUCUACGAGGACGACGACAACGAGGCCACGGGGAACAAGAUAGAUUAUAUGUACAGCACCGCUCAGAGUAAAGAAACCUUUGUGUCCAUCCUGUUCCCUAACUCUUACCAGUACAUAGCAGCAGUGGACUACAAUCCCAGAGACAAUCUGCUGUACGUCUGGAACAACUAUCACGUAGUCAAAUACUUACUGGACUUCGGGAACAACGACAACAGAUUGGACUUGGUUCCUCCAGUCAUCCACGGGCCUCCCAAAGUCCCCUCCUCCUCUUCCUCCACCAGUCGGACCACGACCACCCGGUCUCCUCCCUACUAUACCACGGCGCGACCAAUCCUCACCACCUUCCCCGGUCAACGGUCCCGGACAACCACGACCGUGCGGAACCCUGCCGGUGGUGGCGUGGUCGUCCCCGGCGAUAACCAGAUCCCAGAGAUCGUUAACCCCGGUAACGGACGGUCGGUUCCAGCCAUGGGUGUUCCCCCUCUGCCUCCCCAGCCCCCGGUCAUACCCCCCCAGGACCACUGCUCCCCCAGGGUGACAGCUGAAGUGUCCUGGCCCAGAACCCAGCAGGGACAGAUGGCCAAGCAGCCCUGUCCUGUAGGGACACUAGGCGUAGCUACAUACGUGUGUGUUGCUCAGCAGGGCUACUGGGAUCCCCAAGGCCCCGACAUCAGCAACUGCACGUCUCCCUGGGUCAACCACAUCAUGCAGAAAUUGCGUAGUGGCGAGACGGCAGCCGUGGUUGCCAGGGAGCUGGCCGAGCAGACUAAAGGGUUGUUGCGUCCCGGUGACGUCCCCUCUACGGUGAGGGCCAUGGCCCAGCUGGUUGACCUGCUGGAUGUUCAGCUCAGAAACCUGACCCCCGGGGGCAAGGACAGCGCCGCCCGCAGCCUCAACAAGCUGCAGAAGAGAGAGAGGUUCUGCAGGUUUUUCCUCCAGGUAUUUCAGCCUUCCUAUCUGUCAUAUUUAUUCACCUCCCUCAACGACAGCAUGCCUGCUGCAUAUUGAAAGCAUCGCACGUCAAGGCAGCGCUGUGCAUAGAAUCAUAAUUAUAUGGCACCGUGGUUUGGGUUGUCUUGUCAUUUUUUUUAUUUGCUAUAAAACCCUUUGAAGAGUGAGUUCGUUGACAGAGAUAUAUUUUGGAAUGAUUCUCUCUAUUGUAGAAUUCUAGAGUUGUGUUCCAGAACUCUCCAGUUCUAUUCCAUGAGGAUAGAAUCCUCAGCCCUCUGUGAUGUCAUCAUUAGAACUACAGAGAAGGCUCCAUCAAUACAAGGUCUAAUAUGCUCCUCAAAGGGUUCGCUGAGUGUGUUUUGAUGUUGUGUUCGUUUUUUUUGUGUGCCUUUUUAUAUACUUUUAAUAAAAAACGAAAAGUUAUAUCUAGAACCUAAAACAAUCCUUUGGCUGUCCCCGGUUAGGAAAACCUUUUGAAGAACCCUUGUUGGUUCCAGGUAGAACCAUUUUCAUUCCAAGUAGAACUGUUUUGGGUUCCAGGUAGAACCAUUUUCAUUCCAAGUAGAACUGUUUUGGGUUCCAUGUAGAACCCUUUCCACAGAGGGUUUUUACCUGGAAUCAAUAAGGGUGUUUCUUACGGGGACAGACGAAGAACCCAAAGGAUCCUUUUGGAACCCUUCAUCAAAUCCAAUCAAUGUUGGGUUCCUGUUGACUCUUUGAUAAGAUUUG